GCUGAUGCGAGAGCUUUCGGUGUCUGUGAUCAACAUCGGUGGACUGACUGCCAAAUGAUGGAGCUUUUCGGUCUUAUUUCACACCCUUUUUGUGUCGCUGUUGGCUUCGACGAGGGACGCAGCGGACUGAUGUGUUUUUGAGACGAGGAUAAAAGGGGAAUUUGAGGAGGAAAUAACGGGUCCGUCUCGUCACUCGUGGCCUGUCUUGUGACUGACACAGGUGGAUUGCCGCUGGAAAAACGGCAUCGAAAUGAAGACAUAAUCUCGGGACUAUGGCAAGCGACAUAUUCCGUAGCUGCCUCUUAAACCGUGGACUAUCUACGCUAUCAUUUGCUUUAAUUUAAGUGGGAGAGGCAGGAGCUGGACCUUUUUGGUGUGUCAGCUAGCUGAUAGGCUAAUUUGGCUAGCUAGUCAGUUAGCAGCUUCUCUGGCCAACAGCACGGAAGAAGUGGGAUGCUCCAAGGAGGAGUUAAUGUUAGUUGCUAGCAUAAAUUCACUGGGGGUUUGGCUGCCGGUGUUAUAUUUAGUAAACCGCCUUGUAAUGAGACAUUUAACAUCAUAGCUCGAGGUUAAUUUAGGUUUUGGUUACAUUGGUCGCGUCGUUUCCUCGCGGCACUUUCGGCAAAUUAGCUCGCGAUGGAUAAGAUUGGAUAAUCGGCUAAGAGAGCUAAUGUUGACAAACACUAGUGACUUAACGCGUUCAUUUGUAUUGUUUCACGUUGACUCAGUAGCAGAGAUGCUGUCGUUUCUGUCACUUCGUUUCUGAGACUUUGUUGGCGGGGAUAUAGCAGCUUUCUGGCCGAGGUGAAGCAUGUUGACGUUGGAUGCGCUGAAGCUCAAACAUUUGGCAACAACCAGGAGAGGACCUGCCAUGACAGAAAGUCACAUUGUGAGUCAAAAAACAUUAACAUAAGUAACAAUUUUGAAUCAAGGUAACAUAGUUGUCAAGAUGUGGAUGGUAACUACUAAAGUUAACACAGAUAGUGUUUGUCAACCCGUUGCGUGACUUAUAAACCUACCUCCCGACUUAAAGCUACUCUUACUAGUCCAUAUUUUACUGUUAUUUAUCACACCACAAAACCUGCCUGCGUUUUUUAAAUGUCAGCUAUAGACGAUGCUUUUACGACACCCACACAUUAAUUUCAAGAUUUCAUUGGAGAUAUGUAAUGCCAUUUUAAAAAAUGGCAUUAAAGCUGAAGAGCUGGAUCUUGACGACAGCAGUGAGAUAAUACACCAGCUUUCCUCAAGUUUGUAAAGUGGAACAGCCAAUAUAAAUGGAACCGACAGUUGUGUCUGGCCCUUUGGGGCACACACAGUGGGAGUCAGAACAGCCAUUUCCUCUCGGAUUUCACACACUGGAUUCAGACAAUGGAGGUGUGCUCUGUCAAAACAACAGUGGCCAGACAGGUUUGGAUUUCAGAAAAGGUGACCAGGAUCAAACAUCCCAACAAAAUGAAGAAGAAAAUAUAUAUCCAGACAAACCAUUAGAGUUGGACAACUUCAUAAAUAUCUCUUUUUCAGAUUUGCAAUUUGAGGAAGAUCAGUCCAAUAUUUCUCAAGCUUCUCUACAUAGUCCUCACAUAGAGGAAUUGUCCUUCACAGAAAAAACUGAGGGACCUGAUGAACUCAGUGACUACACUUUGUCAUGGCUAUUUUCUCCUAAACUCACUGAUGUGAUUGGGAAAAACUCUGCCCAUGAGGAACUGAGUCUGACGCAGGAUUCCCCUCUUGAGAGCUUGAAUGCCGUCAGUAGUCACGCUGAGUUAUUAAGCCUCAGUGUACCGGCCUCUCCGUCAAAGGUUUCCGAGAGGAAUUCGGACACCAUCACAGGGGAGCAAUUUUUGUUGGUGGAUCUUUUCUCAAAUGAACCCUCUUGUCCCCCCUCAGAGUCCUCAGGUGAGUUGAACCCACAGGGUGUCAGUGAGGAGCUGGUAGAUCUGUCACAAGACGAGCAGGCAGGUCUCCCUCCCUCGCAGAGCAGGGAGACUUUGUCACCUGAAACUGGAGACAAAGGUUUAUUCCCUGAUCAAGUGACUGAGCUGCCUGUAACCUGGAGCACGAAUCUGCAAGGUUUACCCGAGAACUGCCUCCCGCAUAACCACGUCAGCACACCACUGGAGUGUUUUGAAGGAUCUGUGCCUUUGUUGGAUUUAGAGGUUCCAGAUUGUGACAGCAGUCUGAGCCUGUGCCCAGCCAGUCCCCCCUCUGUUAUCUUCACAGGUGCACCAUUAGAUUUAUCAACAGAGGAGUCGGAGGUGGAACAUGCCGGAGCUACUGUAAAUAGAAAUGUGACUUCAGAGCAACAAGGUGAGAAUGACUCAUUUGCUCUUGGUUUGACUGCGGAGCUUCCAUCACUGACAGUGCCUCUGGCUGAAGAUGCCUUCACCCAGGGUGAUUUCACCAGUGAGAGUUGCUCUGUGGAAAGUCAGAUUAAGGAUUUGAUGGAAGACAAUAUUUGUUCUGAAGCUAAAAAUCAGGGCAAUGAGGCAAUGGCUUUGGAUCUGUGCUUGACUGCUGACGAGGAAACUUGGGACUUGAAACCUCAGGAAGGCGUAGAGAAUGGAAGCGUCCCUGACCCGACAACUGAACACGGGGAAGAGGAGACGGACAGUCACCAGCUUGAAGGAUCAGACCGUCAUGAAGUGGUUUCUUUAGAUUUUUCGGUCCAGGACUUACACACUACUUCUCCUGAGGCCGGAUGGACUAGUGAGCAAAGUGUGGAGACAAUUUCCCUCUCUAAGAUGGUGGUAGAUGACUCACUACCGAUGGUCUCAGCUGUGAAUACGAGGGAGGAAGAUGUCUCCCCGCUAAAAGCUGUGUUCGACGCGUUAGACCAAGAUGGGGAUGGCUUUGUUCGCAUUGAGGAGUUUAUGGAGUUUGCUGCUGCCUAUGGGGCCGAUCAGGUAAAGGAUCUGACCAAGUUUUUGGAUCCCAGUGGACUGGGAGUGAUCAGCUUUGAAGACUUCCACCGGGGAAUCUCUGCAAUCAGCAAUGGAGGUCCAGAGCCGCAGCUCUACGGGGUUAACUACAGUCCGGGCGACGGAGCUGUGGGCUGUCCUGAGGAGUACGACGAGCAAAAUGAGGUGACAGAUAGUGCGUACCUGGGCUCCGAGAGCACCUACAGCGAGUGUGAAACCUUCACAGAUGAGGACACGGGGGCCCUCGUACCGCCCGAGAUGCACGAGGACGUGGAGACGGACAGCGGCAUCGAAGCCACACUGCACGACCCCGAAGAUGGCGGAAAUAGGUUUUCCCUGAACUCUGAGCACCAUAACCACUCACUGGUGUCGGUCAUCGGUGGAGAGGAGGAGCACUUUGAGGACUUUGGGGAAAGUAACACCUCAGAGUUGCUACUGGAGAGCAGCGUGGAGGGGACCGAGGGGGAGGGCGAGUCCCCUCUCGUGAAGCCACCUGAGCAGAUCAAUGGCUCCUCACUGCUCUCUCCCAGUGCACCUGCUCCUCUCCCUGACUGCUUUCAGAGCUUCCUCAGGGAGGAGGCGCUGGACUUUUUCUGUAGCCAGUGUCACAAACAAAUAAGUCGUCUCGAGGACCUCUCCACUCGCCUCAAUUUCCUAGAGAUGACUAGCGCUGGCAAAAGGCUGUCUAGCAAGAAAGUAGCAAGACACCUCCUCCAGAACAGCUCCAUGACUCUGGACACCAUGAGCGACUUGACGCGGGACAUCCUGGAGCUCGCUGACAACGACAUCACAGACAAGGUGCUUUUACUCGAGCGCCGAGUUGCAGAGCUGGAAAAAGAGUCGGAGGCGUCGGGGGAGCAGCAUUCACGGCUGCGCCAGGAGAACCUUCACCUGGUGCACAGAGCCAACGCCCUGGAGGAGCAGCUGAAGGAGCAGGAGCUCCACGCCGACGAGAAACUGCAGCAGGAGACCCGGCGUCACAAGGAGGCUCUGGUUAAACUGGAGAGGGAGAGGGGGCUGGAGCUGGAGAACCUGCAGGCCAGGCUGCAGCAGAUGGACGAGGAGAACAGUGAGCUGAGGUCCUGUGUUCCUUGUCUUCGAGCAAACAUCGAGAGACUAGAGGAGGAGAAGAGGAAGCUGCAGGAUGAGACAGAAGUCACGUCCGACAGACUGCAGGAGGAGACGGAGUCCCGUAGGAAGAUGUCUGACAAGCUGAGCCACGAGCGCCACCAGAGUCAGAAGGAGAAGGAGUGCACUCAGGAGCUCAUUGAAGACUUGCGUAAACAGCUGGAGCACCUACAGCUCUACAAGCUGGAGGCCGAAGCAAAGCGAGGGCGCACGCCCGGCGCGGGGCUGCAGGAGUACCAGACCCGAACCCGCGAAGCCGAGCUGGAGCAGGAGAUCAAACGGCUGAAACAGGACAACCGCAGCCUGAAGGAGCAGAACGACGAGUUAAACGGCCAGAUCAUCAACCUGAGCAUUCAGGGAGCCAAGAACCUGAUGUCGGCUUCCUUCUCUGACUCCCUGGCAGCCGAGAUCAACAACGUGUCUCGUGUAGAGUUGAUGGAGGCUGUCCACAAACAGGAGGAGAUCAACUACAGGCUCCAGGACUACAUCGACAAAAUCAUCGUGGCCAUCAUGGAAUGCAACCCCUCCAUCCUAGAGGUCAAAUAGACUCACGCAGCCAGACGGCCACGCACAGUGACUCCUCAGGCUGUUAUAUAUCGGAGACUUGGCUGAAAGAUAAAACUACCAAGAAAGGAUGAAAAAAAUAUUUGGACAUCAUUUUGGUAGGAAAACAACAACGAUGCACUCAACUCAUCCAAACACCCCCAGCAGAAAAAGGAGAAUUACUAAGAAGUCCACGAGUGAAAAUAAGCAAUUUUCAUUUGGAUAUCCCUCGAGGUUUGUGCUUAUUUGUGAGCGUAUGUGAGCACUUGGGUUCUGGUGACCUCCAUGCAUUUGGCUAGAGGGACCCUUGUUGAGUGAGUGAAUGUGUAAAUGUGUGCAAGAGGUCAGUAUCAUAUAAAGAGUAGUCAAUCCUUCCCAAAUAACAAAGUGUCAAUAUUUGAUUGAGCUAAAAAAAAAAAAAAAAGACAAUUCUACAGUACCGAAAGGCCUUAAAUGAAAGGUGAUCCAAGUAUUCAUUCAUUCUGCAUGCCAUACAUACAUGCCUCAGUUCAGUCAGGGAAGGGUUGCCUGGGAUGGUGGUUGUAUGGGGGCUGAAUCAAAGCCGUAUGAAGCCCUGGGCAGGAGAUCGGAGCAGCAGUUUCCUCUUUUUAAUGAGUCUUUAAUGUAUUUAAAGCUUGCGGUGCUGCCAACCAGUCCUUGUAACAGCGUGUUCUGUCCUUUAACCAACUGUCUUUCCAGUGAACCCAAGUGAGGGACGUUUCUGUAAGGUCGGGAAGGAGAAAUGCCCUGAGGGUUUUGUGUGCGUGUGUGUGUGUUUGUGUGAGUGUUGUUUUUCUUUGCGCAGUGUUACUUUAAGGUUUUGAAAAAGCUUGGUGACACUAGCGAGUAAUAUAAGCUUCCUUGUCCCAAAUGAAGGAACUGGGUGGGUUAUAUUUUUGCUUCAUCUCAUUUGUUGUUUUACAAUGAAACAGGGUCCCGGAGCUCAGGUGGGCUGGGAAAAAAAGACUACAUUUCCCAUCAUUCCCUGGCACAAAAAUCUAAUUUCUCAAACUAAUUUCACUAAGUGUAGACGGGGUACUGUUAUUGACGAAAUAUAACCUGCUUUUACUGACACGUUCACUUCAGACACUUGAACCAAGCAUGAAGGGAAACUAAUGAGGGAUUAUGGGAAUUGUAGUGUAGUUUCUUUUUAUUUUAUUGUUUGAGUACAACCCACCUGACUCCAGUGUUCUCUUGCUGAGUGAAAGUAACGGGGAGCAAGCUUAUCCAGGUAACCAACCUUUUUUUUUUUUUUUUUGCUGCACAAGUGAUUUAUUGUCUGCAAAAAUGCUGAUAUUUGACCAGUUGUAUGUGAAUAAUCAAAUGGUUGUACUUUGCACUAAGUUUUGUUUUGAUUUCAUUAUUGUUUUGUCGAUAGAAAAAAAGACGUUUAUUGUGAAGGGAUCAAAUCAAAAAUGAAGAUGGGGAUUUGUCGCUACUGCACACUAAUUUCAAUGUCAAAUUGGAAAUAUUCAAGAAUACUACAGAAAUGUUUGCAAGAUGAGUUUAAUUUUCAGUUACAUAUUGUUUUUUCAGCCAUUGGGAAUUUUUUUUGGCUGUCUAUCGACCAGCUUUAUCGUUUUCCAGACCAGUUAUGAUGCUGAAGAGACGUGGCAGACUUUGGUAGCAAUAAUGCUCGGCGAGAAAGUGGACAAUGGUGGAGGGCAGAUGAAGCGAUCCUGCUCUUUAUUUCCUCUGCUGAAGCACCAUCUGCUUUUUCAAGGACUGAUUUCGGACUGCUUAUUAGUACAGUGCAGCCAUCACUUUUUUGGACUCUGGACAUAAGAUACCUACCAGACAUCUUAACGGAUUUCUAGCUGAAAGGUAGUCGAGAAUGUUGUUUUUGUCCAAACAGCAUGGCGUUUUUGCACCAAUAUGCUAAAAAGGAGUUCCUAUUUUUCACCCUGUUUCACCUCUACGUCACUGCUCUUCUUCACCUGCCACUCCAUGGGGGAAAAAUGGCCUUGGAUGUAAAUGACUUGUACAUGUAAAGUUUUUUCUACACUCAUUCUAGAUUCUAGGUAUUUUUAUAGUCGGAAGAAAAGAACAUUUCUUCUUGUUGUCUUAUGCUGAGAGACAGCUGCCUGUAUUCUUCUCUAGCAUGUAGCGUGUACAGUAUCAGUUUUCUUUUUUUUUUUCUUUUUUUUUCCUCGUUUGAAAUCACAUGCAGAUAUUUAUUCAUCAUUUGACACAACUUACACUCUGUGAUCUGUUCUGCUGAAUAUAUCUUUGUACAAUUUUUUGAAUUCACAAGGGGAUUUAUGAAUGAAUCUUUGGGAGAAUAUAUCAAAUGAAGAGAGAAAAAGUGUUUGGGUGACUCACAAGCUUGAACGUGACUCCGACCGCUCGGUGCGGUCAUUUGUCGAGGUCGUGGCGCUCUUCCAUUACGCUGACGUUGCUGUGACCUCCUCAGGGUCGUGAUUUUUAGACAUUAUGGCACAGUCUGCAGUCUCUACUGUUGUCUUCGGAGUCAGAUCCUGCAUGGAAACACCGACUUUUAUUGUAUAUCUCUGAUUCAGUCGUUUGACCUACGUUUUGACUGACACAUCAUAUGCUAUAAUUUCCAUUAGUGGAGUUGUGAGACCUCACAAAUGUCAACACACCUAAAACCUCAUAUCAAGGCUUUGCUGAGUCCAGCUUCCUGCCUUUUAGUGUAACGGGAGGUUUGCCCCAACAGAUUUUAUUCUUUCUGAAUCCUUUUUUUUGCAUUACAAACAGGAAAUGGGACGACACUUGAACACAGCAGGCAAUGCUACACUUAAUUCUUUCCCUGCUUCAUGUUUUGACAGAUAGUUUAGGCACUAACAAGACCGGCACAGGCAGUGAGACCACAGAGCUGACUAAACAUUCCCUUUUAGCAGAGCUGAAAGUGACUGCACUUUAACCACCAAAUUUCUCCAUUUUAACCGCUUUCAAAAAUGACCAAAGACCGAUGUUUCGACUCAAACUGAUCAUUUUAUCUAUCAGGGUCCAUGAUCUUUUUGGUAACAUUUCCUGUUGUGAUAAAUCAACAAACAACUGGCCUGCUAGUCUAAACACUGUGCCUCUGUGUCUCAAACUUUGCCUCUAAACUAACCUGAUGAUGAGCCCUGGGGAAAGCACUGACCAUGUGACUGUCAGUUUGUUAAAUUAUAAUGAUGAGAACCUAAACUGUAAAUAUAAAUUGUCAUUUUUGUGAACUCUCUCUCUCUCUCUCUCUCUCUCUCUCUCUCUCUCUCUCUCUCUCUCUCUCUCUCUCUCUCGCUCACUUCCAGUGUCCAAAGAAAGUUUGCUCAAGGCACAAACAUCACUACUUGAGUAGUGCAUGGCUUGCCAUUAUGUGACAUGGAAAGAUUAAAAAAGAGAAUAUUGUAGAAAAGAGAAAUUGUAAAAGUUAAAUUUAUGCCUAUUUUCGAAGAUAAAUGUAUAAAUUAUAACAGUAUUGGUUACAGCUGUAUAUUAUUUUUGAAGAUCCCCAAAUGAUCUACUCCUAAUUGUUACUGGGGAAAUAUAAUUUCUGUCAUUGUAAAAAGAGAAAAAUUUAAAGGUAAGCAGUGGAAGUAAGAUUAGAAAAAUAAAUGGAAUAAAACGA
Messenger RNA from Centropristis striata (black sea bass), 8160 nucleotides. It is a transcript of the gene rab11fip3, whose product is annotated as RAB11 family interacting protein 3 (class II). Gene Ontology annotation, biological process: regulation of cytokinesis; endocytic recycling. Gene Ontology annotation, molecular function: calcium ion binding. The coding region runs from base 1275 to 4592 and encodes 1105 amino acids. Gene Ontology annotation, cellular component: cleavage furrow; recycling endosome membrane; midbody. The record is from RefSeq and is a predicted model, not a curated record. Lineage: Eukaryota; Metazoa; Chordata; Actinopteri; Perciformes; Serranidae. The transcript has 14 exons.